Salvia miltiorrhiza (redroot sage) is the source of this 573-nucleotide messenger RNA. RefSeq lists its product as uncharacterized. The annotation marks the transcript as partial. The record is from RefSeq and is a predicted model, not a curated record. The transcript has 3 exons. Lineage: Eukaryota; Viridiplantae; Streptophyta; Magnoliopsida; Lamiales; Lamiaceae.
GGCUCGACUGCUGCCGCUCUGUAUCACGAGAGCCUUCGCCGUCGGCGCUGGGCUCUAAAAUUGGUGAGGCCGUCGCGCUCCCCUCCCCGUGUUCGUCCGGCGGGUAGCAGUCCUGAGGUUGCCACCUUCUUAGCCAGAUAUUACUUAUGCAGGUGGGCCAGCUGGCUUGGUGUGAAGAUAUCGAAGAAGGAGAAGAAAGCUGGUGGUGAUAGGUGGAAGUCAUUGAGUGAGGAGCAAAUGACAUUGAUUAAAGCUCAGGCAGGGGUGAAAAACAACAUGAGGAGACUCAACACUAGCACCAUUUGGGAAGGAUCAAGCCAUGUAAUGCAUGUUAUCCUUUUUGCACUGCUUCUAUUUUUUCUGGUCUAUUUCUGGUCCAAAUUGUCACGAAGAUGAGUAUGCUUGAGAGUUCUGUCCUGCUCCACUGAGAUGUUGAGACGAGGUAACACCUGAAUGCUGGAUCUUGUAAAUGCUUGCAUUUGGUUCCAUCAUGAUGUAGCUAUCAUAAUUGAUUUACCUGUGUACAUGAAGUUUCUUGUAGAGGAAUGAAUUGUGAUUAAAAUAUUACUAGCA